AUGACACGUGAGCAUUUUAAAUAUAUUUCAAAACACUUGUCUUGCGCUGAUCAUGGUGAAUUAGACAAAGAUAAACAGUUGAAGGUGCGAAAGGAUCCUAUUUAUAAGAUCCGAUCGUUGGUGGACGUACUCAAUAAGCCAUUUAAUGAGUGUCGCCGGCCUCCCAGGUGGCAAAGUAUAGACGAAUCCAUGGUGAAAUUUAAAGGUCGAUCCAUGCUUCGGCAAACGAUGAACGGCAAACCCAUCAAAAGCGGCUUCAAAAUCUGGAGUCGAUGCUGUAAUAGAGGCUACACCUAUAAUUUUGAGAUCUAUCAUGGAGCUCGAAUUGGUGAAACGCUCAAGGAUUCCAAUUUUACGAUGGUGGAAGGAGUAGUUCUUGAUCUUUGCGAGCCCUUGGCAAAGAACGGACAUGUAGUAGCCUUUGAUCGCUUCUUCACGAGCAUCGCCCUCCUGGACGAACUCGACAAAAGGGGGAUCAAUGCGGUUGGAACGAUUCUUAAAACCAGAGUGGGGCAACCCAUUUUUACGGUCAACGAAUCGAACCUUCCGCAGGACGAAUUUGUGGCCAAGUUUGGCGGUGAACCAGGAACGGGAAGAAAGGGUGUUUUCAUCUGGAAGGACACUAAGCCGUUUCGGGUCGCUUCCAACUUCCACGGCUCAGAGGCUGUCAAGGUGCAAAGGAAGCAGCGCGAUGGUUCGUUCAGAACAAAGUCUUGUACAAAGGCUAUUGGCGAUUACGUCGAUAACAUGGGCGGUGUAGACACGGCAAACCAGCUGCGUUCCUACUACGAGAGAGACCGCAAAUCAAAAAAUGGUGGCACCGUCUCUUUUACUCCCUCAUGGAAACAUGUAUGGUGA
Molecule: messenger RNA, 858 nt
Organism: Daphnia pulex (common water flea)
Lineage: Eukaryota; Metazoa; Arthropoda; Branchiopoda; Diplostraca; Daphniidae
Product: piggyBac transposable element-derived protein 3-like
Exons: 1
Coding region: 1-858 (285 amino acids)
Source: RefSeq, a predicted model, not a curated record